Messenger RNA from Panicum hallii, 1066 nucleotides. Its product is annotated as dnaJ homolog subfamily C member 28-like. The transcript is spliced from 3 exons. The coding region runs from base 101 to 793 and encodes 230 amino acids. The record is from RefSeq and is a predicted model, not a curated record. NCBI's taxonomy places the organism in Eukaryota, Viridiplantae, Streptophyta, Magnoliopsida, Poales, Poaceae.
GCAUCUCCUCCAACCGACUCGGAGCGUGGUGUCGUGUAAAGCUGCGCAGCCACAGGCCGGGCCCGUCCGUCGCCGUCCAUCGAUCGCCGCCAGGUCUCCAAUGGCGGUGCUGGCGGCCGCAGCCCGCCGCCUCCUCGCGACAGCCCGCAGCCGGCGCGCCUUCUGGUCGGCAUCCUGGAGCGCCGAACAGGCCGCCCCCUCCGCCUCGUCGCCGCCCCCGGACAGCAAGAAGAAGAAGGCGCCGUCGGGGUCCGGCCCCCACCGCCUCGCCGCCGUCAUGGACGCCGUCAACGAGCGCAAGCUCCCUCCCGAGCUCCGUGGACGAGGCAACGCAGUGAGGUCUGAGACUGACAUUGUAAAUGUCGUUGAACAAAGAAUAUGGCACUCAAUGGAAGAAGGGCACUUUGAAAAUCUACCAGGAAAGGGCAAACCCCUGAAUCUCAAUUCCAAUCCUCACGCCGAUUCUGCUGAAGAUACCCUUUACCGGAUACUUUCAAGGAACGGUUGUGCACCUGAAUGGGUUGAACUUAAUAAGGAAAUCCGUGGCAUGAUUGCUGGCUGGAGGUCUGCAUUAAAGAAGGCUUGGGCAAACCAAUCUGAAGUUGAUGGUUCUAGCUGGAAUGAUGACUGCAGGGUUCUCCAGGAACAAAUUCGCCAGAUAAAUGAUAAGGUUUUCCGGUACAACCUGAUUGUACCUUUUGGGCGGCAGAUGUUUGGUCUGAACUGGGAGGAGGAGGUGGACAAAUUGAAGUCGAACAAAGAAGAAACAAGGACAAGGAGGUGGACAGAUUGAAGUAAAAACAGAGACUGGACCGUGCUCCUGGAUUUUGUUGUAUUGAAAUGAGUUGUAAUUGUAACUAGGAAUAUGUAGUAGGACAUACACAUACUCUAUAAUCCAUGAGGACAGUUGAGUGUAGGUAUUUACACGUAGGCUUUUUUAUUAGUAUACAUAAUUUUGAAAACCAUGUUUUCCGGUGCUGUAGCCCAACAUGCAGUAACACUCUAUGUAUGUGUCAUUGGCAGAGCCUGAGCUUAUUUUUCUGCAAUACAACUAAGUAGCGACUGG